AUGUCACAUGAGUUACAAUCAAAAAAUAGAAGUGUUUAUAAUCUCCGUUUUUUUAGAAUUGUUUUUCCUCUCUGGAAGGGAACAAGUGCAACACUGCCAACUACCAUGAAAUACGCCCUUAUAAUAGAUGCUGGAUCAUCUGGGUCUCGGGCAUUGGUAUACCAGUAUACCAAUGAUUCAACAACUGUAUUACCUCAAAUUCAACAAAUUUCAAAUACCAAAACCAAACCUGGAUUAUCAACAUAUGGAUAUUUGAAGAAAGGAAGCUAUGAUUUAUGGGGAGACCAUUUUGCAACACUAAUUGAAACAGCAAAAGGAAUAAUACCCGCCAAUUUACAUUCCAUCACACCGGUAUUUGUUCAAGCAACCGCAGGAAUGAGGUUACUACCAUCAAAAUCCAGAGACAGAAUUUUAAAACAGGUAUGUGACGUUAUUUCCAAGGAGAGUGAAUUUGUAGUAUUGCCAUGCGAGGAGCACAUAGAAGUUAUUGAUGGCGAUACAGAAGGACUUUACGGAUGGCUUGCGUUGAACUACCUCAGUGGUAAACUAGAAGAUGUAAAUUCAAUACCAUAUGGGUUUAUGGAUAUGGGUGGUGCAUCAACCCAAUUGGCUUUUGUACCUAGUGACAAAGAACAGGUAAACAAACAUGGAGAUGAUAUGUACACUGUUAGGUUGAGGCAAAAUGAUGGAUCGCUUCAUGAAUGGCCGGUUUUCGUUUCAAGUUGGCUGGGGUUUGGUGCAAAUGAGGCUAGAAGGAGACAGCUCGAUGCGUUAAUCAAUGCGUUACCUCCAAAUAUAAAUUACGAUAAAAAUGGCGAUGGUAAGGGCGAUUUGACUGACCCUUGCUCACCCGUAGGAAUGCAAACAGAUGUGGAAUAUAAUGGGAAAACUUACACCGUUACAGGAUCAGGCGAGUACGAAGGAUGUUUGAAAACUAUAUAUCCACUAUUGUUGAAACACAUGCCAUGUGCCGAAGAGCCGUGUUUGUUUAAUGGUGUUCAUGGUCCGGCAAUGGACUUUUCCAAAGAGAAAUUUGUUGGAGUUAGUGAAUAUUGGUAUACAGCCCAUGACGUUUUCAAAUUGACCGACGAGUAUAAUUAUGAGAUGUUUGAAAAGGCCACUGAAGAGUUUUGCAAAACACCAUGGGAAACAAUCAAGGCAAAGUUUGAUAACCAUGAGUAUGGCGAGGCUUUAACCUUAGAGCUAUUACAAACAUCAUGUUUUAAGGCAAGUUGGAUAGUCAAUAUUCUUCACGAAGGUUUUGAUAUUCCAAGGUUGGGCGUUGAUGAAUCUAAGAGCAUUGAGGGGAAAGAUGAACCAAUAUUUAAGAGUGUGAACAACAUCCAAGGUAAUGAGCUGUCAUGGACUUUGGGUAAGAUGGUAAUCUAUGCUUCCUCACAAACAGAGGGCGCUGAUGAAGUUGGUGUAUUCCCAGGGCCAACAGUUGCUGAGAAACACGAGAAGGAGAAGACUAGUCAGACUAUUGUUGAGAUAGAUGACAACGUAAAUUCUCCCUUUGUUACCUUUGGGUUGUUUUUGAUGGUGACAUUAGUGCUUUACUAUGGGAUUAUCUACAAGUUUGGGAAUCUUAAGAAUUUUUUUAGAAAAGUUCAGGGGUAUCGCAAACCGCAAUUCUUACAAGAAGCAUACGACUUAGAAGAAGGGCGUAGUUUAUCACAUUCACAGAAGAGCAAAGAAUUGAAGAGUACGCUACGUACACGUUCCACCAUGAAUUUGCACGAAUUACAAAGUUCUAAUAAUGGCGAUGAGUACAACAUUCAGACCAACCUCCCACACUCUUUUACCUUUACAUCAUUCCGUGACCCUAAUCUGCAUUUACCAGGAAACAAGAAAUUAUUCAAGAACGGCAAUACAUCAACACCAAGUUUAAAAUCUAUGUAA
Molecule: messenger RNA, 1902 nt
Organism: Pichia kudriavzevii
Lineage: Eukaryota; Fungi; Ascomycota; Pichiomycetes; Pichiales; Pichiaceae
Exons: 1
Coding region: 1-1902 (633 amino acids)
Biological process (GO): nucleoside diphosphate catabolic process
Cellular component (GO): membrane
Molecular function (GO): nucleoside diphosphate phosphatase activity
Source: RefSeq, a predicted model, not a curated record